AUGUCGGUUUCUAUCGCGUUACUACAAGCAGACCAUGUGGCUGAGAGUGGACCAAGGCCGAAGACCGGUCACCAGAGGACCAGCAUCAUCGCACAGUGGUCUAUGGGGGUAAUACGGCGACCAAUUGACCUCCCAACCGGUCAUGGUUACCACAGAUGGUACGGCCACAUUCCUAGUCCAGGUCAAGGAGACCGGUAUUUACCAAUACCAUCCAACGACUGGAAAGUCCCUAAUUCAAUUAGGGACGCAUCUCGUCGAAUCAGGGGCAAGGCUGGCAGUGAGACACCCACUACCCACGAACAGGCCCCGAUCACUAAUGAACGCACAGACACACAUUAG
Messenger RNA from Sphaeroforma arctica JP610, 339 nucleotides. RefSeq lists its product as hypothetical. The coding region runs from base 1 to 339 and encodes 112 amino acids. The transcript has a single exon. The record is from RefSeq and is a predicted model, not a curated record. Lineage: Eukaryota; Ichthyosporea; Ichthyophonida.